AUGAAGGAUGGAUCUCUCGUGUGCGAGCGCCAGAGCCUAUCGAGGAAAGGGAGGCGGGAGGAAGAGGAAGAAGAGCAAGUGGAUGCUGAAGAGGGCGACGGUGGCCAAGUUCAACCAGAACGCAACCCUGCUGAUACGAAUGCCGACGACAUCGAAGAAGAUACGACGCCACGACCAGUCCUCGACGACGAUGAGCGCGCUGAUGAUACAUCUACGGAAAACGACGAGAGCGGCGAGAGCGAUCUAAGUUGGAAGACGCCUCCCCAAUCUGCAAGUAGCGGUGAUGGUCCACCAAUCAAGAAGAGAGCUCCAGCCAAAUGUUCUUGCGACUUCGCUACCCAAGGACAAUUGGUCACGAAAUGGAGUGAUGGGAUGGCGGAGCCUCGCGCAAAGUCCAUGUGCUGGUGGCAUUUACUCGCUCUCGCUGGGGCCGUAGGUCUCCGCGUCAAGAGAUAUGAUGCUCGUGGACUGGAAGAGCUCCUGCAAAUAUAUGCGACGGUGGUCCAAGACGCUAAAGCUGUGCGCUGGUGGAUGACCAUCAAGGUGGCUGAUGUAGUGCCUCGCGAGGAGAUCCGGGAAAGCGAUGCUAACCUGACGCUCAUGGACAUUGUCAAGAUGGAGUAUGACCUGCACGACUACCACAUGCGUGAGAGCAGCCUCGACCAGUCCAAGAACAAGAGUAAGUAA
This is a messenger RNA of Rhinocladiella mackenziei CBS 650.93, 687 nucleotides long. RefSeq lists its product as uncharacterized. Lineage: Eukaryota; Fungi; Ascomycota; Eurotiomycetes; Chaetothyriales; Herpotrichiellaceae. The transcript is spliced from 3 exons. Bases 1 to 687 code for a protein of 228 amino acids. The record is from RefSeq and is a predicted model, not a curated record.